Chaetomium fimeti is the source of this 2034-nucleotide messenger RNA. Its product is annotated as subunit 17 of mediator complex-domain-containing protein. Gene Ontology annotation, molecular function: transcription coregulator activity. Gene Ontology annotation, biological process: regulation of transcription by RNA polymerase II. The record is from RefSeq and is a predicted model, not a curated record. NCBI's taxonomy places the organism in Eukaryota, Fungi, Ascomycota, Sordariomycetes, Sordariales, Chaetomiaceae. The coding region runs from base 1 to 2034 and encodes 677 amino acids. Gene Ontology annotation, cellular component: core mediator complex; mediator complex. The transcript has a single exon.
AUGAAAAACCGACCAUUCUCGCUGCAGCCGCGCUCUGCGCCGCAACAAGGACCGCGAUCCAUUAACGAGUUCAUACAGCGACUCAAUGCCGAACCAGGCGGAUUCCGCGCCGUUAAUUCGGCCGAGGUGCGCCAGGAAAUCGAGGCCAGCCAGAAUGAAACCGAUGGCGACAACGACGUCGACAUGACCGGCGAGGCCUCUGAGGCUGGCAGCGACAUUACCGAGAUAAAAAGCAUCGCCACUGCCCGCGACGAGAUUCUCCGCGCGAUACUCCAAACUCACCAAACGUCACUGUUUUCCCUCGACUUCAUCUCCCUUCUCCUCUCCAAGGAGAAUCCCGCCCAGGCUGUCACCACUCUCAGCACUAACCUGCGAGAUAUGGUCGGUAUCGGGACCCUCGGUGCGACCAUGCUCGACACUCCGACACCGAUGACCCAGAGCAGGGUGUCCGAUCACAAGAUGGUGGCCAUCGGGAAGCGCCUGGUGGACUUGAACAAGGCUGCGGAUACCGCUCUGGCAACAUCGAAGAGGCUGCAGCGGGAGAUUAGCCUCGAAACAAAGUACUGGUCCGAGGUGCUGGGCGUUGGAGACGACGGAUGGCAGACCUUCCGGUUACCCCAUGAGCCCCAAACCCUGGGGGUCAAGUUCGGAUUCUCCAACACUGCCCCAGAGUUCAAAAACAGCGGCAUCGCUCCCUUGAGAAGAGCAGAAGACGGGUCCGUCAAGCUGGAACACGGGGCCAUGGAUGGCGGCUCGAAACGUCUCCAAGCCAAGAUCCUACAAAAUGGUGUCGUUGUCGGGAGGUCUUCGCUACCACAGCCCCUACCCCUUGACGCUCCACUCCAGGACCGCGUCAAGGAGUCGCGAGACACCGUCUUUGCUCAGGAGCUGUGGCACGAGAUAAACCGAGAAGCCCGCAAUAAGCUGGACAGCGUUGUCACCAUCGCAGAAUCGACCGCUACCUACAACCUGGAUAACACAACGACCAUCUCUCUCCAGCUCGUAACCCUCGGCAACGAGGAAGAAAUAACGACACAGCACCCCGGAGCCCAGGACGCCUUGGCGAACGAGUUAUGCACCAUUCUAGGCCUCCUACUCAGCAAUGCGCACCGGGCCAACGACCUGAAACGGUCCGAACCCAGCGUCAAGAAGGGCUCGAUCCCUCCAUACUCCCUGUUGAGGCCCCUCAUCGCCUAUCACAAGUACGGCCAUUCCGUCCAGCAAUGCGCCGAAUCGCUCACAACCUUGAUCUCCGUCCUCCACUCCGCCGGCGUCGCCUCCUCCAUCACCAUGAAAGAAGCCCCGCUGCGGCCCCUCCCAGGCAGCACGACCCCGGCCUCGACAUCCCUCGCCACCCUCCUCCUCAAACCGCCUCCGGUGCAAUUCGACCUGACCAUCACGCCGGCGUCGCGGCUGCGCAUCCUGCUCAAGCCGACCCUCCUCUCGGGCGCCGCCUACUCCGUCUCCUUCCUCCCGCCCCUCCAGCAGCAGCAGCCGCCCAACUCGCCCGUCAACCCGCUCGCCGCCCUCUGCCCCACCGCCGCCGACGACUACGCCGACCCGGCCAAGCUGCUCGGCUACCUCUACGACGCCGUCCCCUGCGCCCUGGCCGCCGCCUACUACGAGCUGGCCAUCACCCAGCAGCAGUCCUCUCCCAUUAUUGACGGACAGGGCCCGAGCCAGGGGCAGGGCGCGGAGGCGCUGUGGGGCAUGGACGCGCAGGGCAAGGGCAUCGUCGACCUGGACACGGGCGGAGAGUACGGCGUGCGGUUCGAGCUGGUGCGUGACCCGGCGACGGGGCGGUUGGAGCUGACCGCCGAGGGGAAUUGUCUGGAAGCGGGCGAGGCUGAGGCCGAGGCUGGGAUCAAGAAGGAGGAAGAUGGGAACGGGGACGGGGACAGGGACGUGAACGAGGGAAAGAUGGACGGUGGGCUUAGGAAGGUGCACCACGAGUGGAGGUGGCCGGGCACCGAGCUCAAGGCUGGCGCGGUCGCUAAGCAGACGCUGAGUAAUGGGCCUGGGAAUAGGGAGUGA